AUGGAGCAGACAUGUGAAGAUAUAGACCAAAUGUUCAGCAAUCUGCUGGGAGAAAUGGACUUGUUGACCCAGAGUUUAGGAGUUGAAACUCUUCCGCCACCUAGCCAUGACCCACCCAGAACUGAAUUUAACUACAGUGUUGGUUUUAAAGAUUUAAAUGAAUCGUUAAAUGCACUGGAGGACAAUGACUUAGAUGCUCUAAUGGCUGAUCUUGUAGCCGACAUAAGUGAAGCAGAGCAGAGAACCAUCCAAGCCCAAAAACAAGCUUCUCAGCAUCAACCAAACACAGCAUCUCUGUCAUCAUCCGUCUUUGGCAAUGGAGCUUCCCUGGAUUAUAAGACAAAUUUGGCCAGUACUGGAAUUAGCAAUUAUGAGUAUGAAUUGCCACCCCCACCUGCUGACCCUAUAUUAGACCUUCCACCCCCUCCACCUCCUCCUCCUGAACCUCUCACUCAGGAAGAAGAAGAAGCACAAGCUAAAGCUGAUAAAAUCAAGCUCGCCUUGGAAAAACUGAAGGAGGCCAAGGUUAAAAAGAAUUUUUAUCUGACUACUAAAGGAAAAAAAGAAGGCAAGGAAACAAAUGAGAAAAUGAAUGCAAAGAAUAAGGAAUUUUUACUCGAGGAAAGUUUCUGUGGGACAUCUGUCAUUGUGCCAGAGAUUGAAGGGGCUCUUUAUUUGAAAGAAGAUGGAAAGAAAUCCUGGAAAAGACGCUAUUUUCUUUUACGGGCUUCUGGAAUUUAUUAUGUACCCAAAGGAAAGACUAAGACCUCACGGGAUUUGGCUUGCUUCAUCCAGUUUGAAAAUGUAAAUGUUUAUUACGGAACACAGUACAGAAUGAAAUAUAAAGCUCCGACUGACCAUUGCUUCGUACUGAAGCACCCCCAGAUUCAAAAGGAGUCACAAUAUAUCAAGUACCUUUGCUGUGAUGAUGCACGAUCUCUAAAUCAGUGGGUCACUGGAAUCAGAAUUGCCAAGUAUGGAAAGAUCCUCUAUGACAACUAUCAGAAGGCUAUGGCAAGAGCUGGACUUGCCUCUCGGUGGUCUAACCUAGGCACUGUGGACCCAGCCACGACAACACAGGCCCCCUCCAAAGGGCAUACAGUAGGCACUGUACAACCUAAUGGACAGAUUUCCCAGACUACAAAUUCUGUUAGCGGAAUUUUCCAAGAGGCCCAAAGACAUGUUGAAGCAACAAAGGACAGGAAGCCGGCCGUUAGCCACUCAGCCGCACCCGCGACCCACCAGAAGAAAUCCCAGCUGCCCCCGCCCCCACCACCGCAACGUCGCUCUUCUAAUGUGAAUUUGGCACCUCCGAUGCCCCAGAAAGCGUCCGGCCACGAGGACUUUCCUUUACCGCCACCUCUGGGAGAGGCGGAGCUCCCACCCCCGCCGCCAGAUUUUAAUGAAGAGCCUCCCAACUUCGUGCCUCCCCCACCUCCGGCCGCUGUGGCUGGGGGCGAAUUUCCAUUACCCCCUCCUCCCCCUCCUCCACUACUCCAGCCCGCCGAACCCAGCAAACCUCUCCCGCCCAUCACCAAAAAGCCUCCCAUGCCCCCUAAAAGGCAAGAGAAUCCAGGGCCACCCCCCGGGGGGGCGGGCGGGGAACAAGAUUUUAUGUCGGAUCUAAUGAAAGCUUUGCAGAAGAAGAGAGGCAACAUGUCCUAAAAAUGUUUGUUUCUGAAAGAGAAAGUUUUUCUCUCCGAAUAAGUAUGCCUUUUUCCAAUCGUGUGUUUUAAUUAUUGCAUUCUAGAGACAACUUAUUGUUUUGUAAAAUAUUGACUGCAGUAGAAACGAUGUACAUAUUUUCUGUCAUUCAGUCAUUAACCUUUUUAGGAUUGACUUGUGUCUACUUGUAUAGCAAAAGAAUAUAUCCUUGGUUUUUUUG
Gracilinanus agilis (Agile Gracile Mouse Opossum) is the source of this 1885-nucleotide messenger RNA. It is a transcript of the gene APBB1IP, whose product is annotated as amyloid beta precursor protein binding family B member 1 interacting protein. The record is from RefSeq and is a predicted model, not a curated record. NCBI's taxonomy places the organism in Eukaryota, Metazoa, Chordata, Mammalia, Didelphimorphia, Didelphidae. Gene Ontology annotation, cellular component: cytosol; plasma membrane. The coding region runs from base 1 to 1665 and encodes 554 amino acids. The transcript has 11 exons.